Messenger RNA from Mizuhopecten yessoensis (Yesso scallop), 3641 nucleotides. RefSeq names its product thioredoxin-related transmembrane protein 1-like. The record is from RefSeq and is a predicted model, not a curated record. The transcript has 8 exons. Lineage: Eukaryota; Metazoa; Mollusca; Bivalvia; Pectinida; Pectinidae. Bases 163 to 1041 code for a protein of 292 amino acids.
UGAUGGUAUGAUUGUAUGAGUUGUAACAUAAUAGUGCACUCAUGUCCAAAUGCUAAGGGGAAUAACUCUGGCUAUGUGUCGAGUUGUGGAAACACUUCCUGUUUGUAGGCCCUAUAUGUGAGCGUGGCUACGUUUCAUUCGACGGGUACCGAUACAAGCAACAUGAAGGCAACACUGAGAAAUCUCGCUGUCCUGUGUUUGGUAUCGGCGUGUCUGUGUGGUCAACAGUCAAGCAAACCACUGGUUAUUACCGAAAAUAACUGGACACAGUCAUUGGAAGGAGAAUGGAUGGUUGAAUUUAUGGCCCCUUGGUGCCCUGCCUGUCGUGCAUUUACAGAUACAUGGGCAAGCUUUGCAAAAUGGAGUGAUGACUUUGAUUUUAAAGUUGGUGUUGUGGAUGUCACAGAAAAUCCAGGACUGAGUGGCCGAUUCCUGGUAUCUGCACUCCCAUCCGUAUACCAUGUAAAGGACGGAGUGUUCCGACAAUACAAGGGAGGACGUAAAGAAAACGAGCUAGUCAGCUUUAUUGGUGACAAGAAAUGGGAGGCGAUAGACCCUGUGGUGUGGUACCUGUCCCCCAGCUCUGUACAAAUGGGAGCAGUUGGAUUCUUCUUCAAGGCUGCAAUGCAGAUCAGAGCGCUGUACAAUGUGAUGACGUCAGAGUAUGGGAUCCCGGAGUGGGCAUGCUACGUCAUCUUCGCAGUCAUGACCAUAGCCCUUGGUCUCAUUCUUGGACUGCUGAUCGUGUGCUGUUGUGACAUGGUGUUCCCCACUAAGUACCUGCCCCCACCCCCUCACAAGGACAGACUUGUGACCCCCCAGCAGCCAGAGGAAGAAUUAGAGUCACACGAGGGUACCGAGGAUGAUGAUUCAGAAACAGAAGACAUCCUGGACGACACACAACAUUCACAGUCAGAAGGGGAGGCUGUAGAAGAGGAGGAGGAGCCGGAGAAAGCUGUAACAAAGGACAAAGAAGAAACAAAGCCAGAAGAAGCUGGUGAUGCCAAGCCAAGACGCAGGAAACCAAAGAAGGCUGACUGAUCGUAGUGUAGGAUAGUGUUACAUUGACUUGGAGUGCCAACUUGUGUAUGGUGUAUGUUGAGAUGUUAAAUACUGUGAAAGGAAGUGAAGAAGUCUAAUUAACCACACUUUAUGCCUGACUUGUGAAAAGGGAAGCUUGACUUGUCUCUGUUUUAAUGAAGUUGAACAGUUUCCAUUUUGUGAGACUGGCAUUGUCUAACUUAGAUCUAUUUGAAUUUUGAUCACAAUAGCUGUGUUUCUGCAAUGCAGACAUCAUGGGAAAUCCAGUCACAAUAUUGGGUCAUUUCAGUAUUACUUUUUCCACAAAUAUCUCUGAUAAAAAGAAUGUCAACAGAUUUUUGAGAAGAGAAUUUUGUACCCUUCCCAAAAUGUUUUUUUAUUGUGAGGGUGUGUAUCAUUUGUGCCUCAUAGUUUUUACUAAAUAUUCUGUGUGAUUUUAAGAGUUUUGUCUGUUUGAGGACAGAUAUGUGAACUAACAGUCAUUAAUGCAUUUUAAAAAUGCUGAUACUUUUACAUAUCUGGUUAGAGGAACAAUGUAAAAUUAUGUAUUUAUAAUACAUAAUGUAUUAUUACUGUGCUCAUGUUAAUGAUGUAUGAAUGUUUUACAUAGUAUAGUAAAAAUCAUGAUUUGCUAAUUGAUUACUUAUUAAAAUUGCCAUACAAAUCCUUACACAGAAGUGUUAUGAGGCAGAUUUUUUAAACAUAUUUCAAUCAGGUCUUCACUACACUCUGCAAGAUAUUUUGUAAUACAAAUAUAUACUAAGAAUUUCCAGGCACUUUCAUAUUUAUUGAAUUCUCUCCUGUUCUUGCUAAUAAUUUUAAAGAUGACUGUUAAUUUGUGUGUAUGUAAAAAGAUAUUCUAAUAUAGGUGUACAUUUUUAUGAUGAUAAAUAUUCUAACUCUGCUUUUGUUUGAUGCAGUUUGCUAAAAUUUCAAUAUUAUUUCAUUAAUUUACAUAUGUUAACAAUCUGGACUCUUCAGAAAUAUUUCAGAAAAUUUUCGUGUUCACACUUAUAUUAAAAAGCAUUCGUUCCUAUGCCAUCUUAAAAUGAUUAUGAUAUUUACAUUGAUAAUCAAAAACAUCUGUGAGAAAACAUGAAAACCUGAUAUCUUGGAUAUGUACAUCUCGUACUUACCUAGCUGUAAAUAUCUUACCCAGUUGUUUGUUCAUGUCUGUUGCAAACAAUCCUUUUGACAUUUGUAGAAUGAAAAAUAUACUUCACAAAUCAUCCCUUUUUAUUUAUAGUCGCAAGAGUUUGAGAAAAAAUAGCACAAUCUUGACAAUUACUACUAAAUACCUCCUAGUUAUCUCCCUUCUCAUUUAAAAAAAAUUAAAUCUAGUUUUACAAUUAACAUUUUGACACGUAAAUCAAUGGUAUAAUAAUUAAACUGUUUGAUGCUGUUGUAAUUAUAACUUAUUCUAGAUGAUAAAUAAAUCUACCAGACAGUGGAACCUUGUUUACCUUGACAGUUGUUCUCGGAAAAUAUUUUAGAAUAACAAAUUUUAUUUAGAAAGUGUUAGGAAGUGACCAGACAAACACAGUAUGGAUAAACAUGGUUCCACUCUUGACUUCAUUUGCAUAAUACUAAAGUCAAUUGGAUAAAAGUGUGAAUCAGAAUUCUCAAGACAAUGAAGAACUUCAACUUUUCAUUUGUCCUUCAUUAAAAAUAACUCUUUAUUUAGAUUCAAUAACUACAAAAAUUGUUAGCCUGGAUUGUCACAAGGAACCUAAUAUUGAUCAAUGAUCUAUAAUAAAAUUGUUAGCAAGCUUACAACUACUUUGAGUAGUCGCAUAGCUAGUUGGGUUGUCGUGUGCCGUGUUUGAAAAUAUAUGAUAUUGGGGGAAAGGUACCUAAUAGUACAGUACAAAUGUGUGCAAAUGAAUAGUGGCGAGAUGGGAUGAUGAAGUGGAGGAAGCUUUAAGAUAUCAGUCUUCUGUAGAGUUCUUACGCUCACUCAGCGGUGUAUAACACAAGGAACCUUCUGAUGUAUAGGCUUUAUAUGUUAUGCCAUUCCAAAUGCAUGCAACAGUACUAUUUUUUUUAUAUAAAUACAUAUUUCUUUGUGCUAUAUUUGACUUUAAAAAACGAACUUAAUUUGCUGCUGACAGGUUUUAUGUUCACUAAGUCUAAAAAUAGACAAAUGCUCUGCAGUAAACUUGGAAAUUGUUUACCUGUUUAUCUAUUAAAUGGACACUUCAUGUUCAUCUAUUCAUGAUUCUAUAAAAAACAAUAAAUCAAUAAGAAAUAAAACAAGAAUGACAUUUUAUAUUAAGUAUAAAUUGCACUUUAAACUAUUUGUUAAGCUAUACUUCAAAUAUUCUUUUUAACAACAAUACAUAGUAUUUCUGUUUUAAACUUUUCUCUUACUGAUAAUACAAAACGUAUUUCAUUACCGUUUUUGUGAAAAGAAUACUGUAAGUGUUAUUGUUAAAAUGAUGUUUCAUUAAUUUCGUUUAUCUUUGAAUUAUGACAUGCCCAAUAUGUAUUGUUGUUUGGGUUUAUUGUCUAUAGGAUACUGUAACCAGCACUGGGACAGAUGUCAUCAUUCUUUGGUUCACAGCAGUGAUUUGCCUAUGCAAAUAAAUCGUGUCACUUUA